Messenger RNA from Rhopilema esculentum, 3797 nucleotides. RefSeq lists its product as uncharacterized. Lineage: Eukaryota; Metazoa; Cnidaria; Scyphozoa; Rhizostomeae; Rhizostomatidae. The record is from RefSeq and is a predicted model, not a curated record.
CUUAAGAUGGUGCUGUCCUUACAAACACAGUGGCUUAUGGGUAUCUUCAGAAGUCAUUGGAACAUCACACAAUCAAGAUAUUUAUUUAAAUGACUUGCUGAUUGGGGCUUGUGUUCUACUCUCCGGCAAUAAUUAUUCAAAAUUUCAGCUGCUUUGUAAGUUUUUAAGACUUGCUGUGCCAAACAGAUCAGUUUUCUGUAGAAACCAAAGGCUAUUUUAUUUGCCAGUGAUACUGACUAUGUGGGAUGACAUGAAGUGCAAACUUCUGGAAAUAUUGAUGCCCUAUAAAGACAUUAUUGUUGGUGGAGAUGGAAGAAAUGACUCCCCUGGCUUUUCUGCACGAUUCUGUCUCUAUGUUGCCAUGGACCUUUUAACAAAUUUAAUUAUAGACAUGGAGGUUCUUGAUAAACGGGAGACUGGUGGGGAUGCUACCAAUAUGGAAAGAGAAGGCUUAACUCGCAUUUUGCUGCGCUGGAUGAAGCAAAUUGACAUUGGAGAGAUUGCUACAGAUGCUUCCAGUUCUUUGAUGAGGAGAAUUUCAGACCUCAAAGCAAUUCACCCGCAGCUUAAGAACAUGGCCCAUUCAUUGGAUGUUUGGCACAUGUCCAAGAGGCUGACAAAAAAGCUACAUAGCCUUGUAGAUAACAAGGAAGGAAAGGAGCUAAAACCCUGGAUUGAGGGUAAAAUCAACCAUUUCUGGCAUUGCUGUGAAAAUGCAAAGGGGGAUGAAGAAAAGUUAAAAGAUUCAUGGCUUGGUAUUCUCCAUCAUAUUUGUGAUGAACAUGAAUGGGCAGAUUCACAGUGUAAUCAUGGGCCCCUUCAGUCUGCUGAGCCUAAACAGUAUUUAAAGAAAGAUUCAGCAGUGAUGGAGAAAUUGAGAUCAGUGGUUCUUGAUGCAAAAAUCUUAAAUAAACUCAAAUAUUACACUAAAUUUCGGCAUACAGGAUCCAUUGAGAAUUUUAAUAGUAUGCUUACAAAGUAUGCUCCUAAAAGAUGUGCAUUUGACUAUCCUUAUUUUAAGUGCAGAAUGGCACUUGCAGGAAUAGACCACAAUAUGCACAAUAGUCGACCACAGGCUACAACAAAGGAUGGACAAGCAUGCUUUAAGCGAAAAUACAGCAAGGCUACCAGGAAAUUUCGAGUUGAGCCCGUCAAAGAACAGAAGGAAUAUUCAUAUGUUCCAUAUUGCCUGGCUAAGAUUGUUGUUGAUCGUCAAAAUCACACUGGCACUGUACAUGAGAGACUUGCAAGAGUUCCUGGUGAUCCAAAGCUCAUUUCAAGGAACCUGGACCUAGUUGUAAAGCCUCCUCCAACCAGCAACCUUAUUCAAGAAAGGAAAUCACGCAUGGAAACAAAGAAAUAAACUUUCAAUUUAGCUCUAAAAGUCACUGUAAAAUGUAAAAUUCAACAUUUCAAUAACAAAUUUAGUUAUUCUUAAACCCCAUAUACUGCCCAUCGGGUGAUGGGUAAGCUUCUCUAAUUAUCUUGACCACACAUGAUGGGAGAAUCCUUCGAUUGCCUCUGCCUAGCCUGCCAUACUUCCACAAUGUGAACUGCCUAUAUGCAGCCUUCCUGAAUGAAUUCAUAGAAAAAUCCAUAGGGUCUGCACGAAUAUCACAUCUUGCAGUAAUAUUAAGCUGUAGGACAUCUCUGUCCAGACAGAGCUUUCCAAACAUUCUGUAGGCAGUCACACAGACUUUCCUGUCACAACACUUGUUUUCAGCUGGAUGCCCAGUGUCAACACAAAUCCCACAUUUACACCAAAUUUGCAAAUUUGGUCUUUGAAGUGGCUCCUCUGGGCGCUGUAUGGUAUCUAUCAGGUCCCGCACAAACUCUAAGCUUCCCUCGCCACUGACAGCUAAUUCAAUAGUGAGCUGUUGAAGUGUUUCAAGUGUUAGGUCAUUGAUUAUAUUCUAAAAAUAAAAAAGAACACAUUUAGUACAAACAUUUUGUCUGUUUACUUUUGCUCUAAUGAAUGCCAGGGCAAAUAUUAGCCUUAACUUAUUUACGUGUUGUUGAUUAUUCUCAGUGCGUUGUGGUUUUCCUUAUUUACUAUCUUUAGAUCAAAACUUUGUUAUCUAGCCUUUACUAAUAAUACUAGGUUCUUUGAAAGUCAGGUUUUUAUUCUUGUUUAUUUGUUUUUGAAUAAAAAACAUAGAGCCUGAAAUUUUUCUGGAACAAAAAGUUCCUGCUCUUCAAGGACCUGCUCCUGGGUCACAAGCUGAUUUUUUUAAAAAUAAACAUUGGUAAUCUCAAUGUUGGCCUAUAUAAUGUUGUGAUUUGUUUAUAAAAAUUUUUGUUACUAUUUCAUAUGAAAUAAAAAAAUAUGCUAGUUUACAUUUUUGUGAUAUUCACCUGCACACUCAACCUUGCAAGCUCUAUUUCCUGCUCUAUGGAAAGGAUUACAUCCUGGCUUCCACCCUGAUUUCUGGCUUGAUUUCCUCCAGCUGGUUUUGCCUGAAUGGACUCUGGCUAAAAAUGAAGUAAUUUCACCUCAUAAGUAACAUUCCAAAAGUUGGUUGUUAUUCUUUAGUUACGAUCAGGAGGGCAAAUCGUUCCCAGAAAGCAUAAUCUUCCUAGCCCUGAUCAAUAUAAAUAAGGAUCUAAUUAUAGAGAAAUGAAUAUGUUUUGCUUAGCAUCUGGGUUAAGGAAAGCACAGCUCAAUGUUCAUACAAAUGUAUGCAUUCUCUGUUACCUAGUCUAUUCUUGUACACAAAAAGUGGGAAUCUAACAUGAGGGAUUCUGAUAAGCUUUGGGGGGAUUUUCUUAAAAGACAACUCCCCCCAUCAAACAUUCAAGAGGACGCAAAAGCAGUUAAAAUCUGGGAUUUGGAAUAAUAACAAAAGGGUUGUCUCCUGAUCAUGGUUUACAACAUGAAAUAACUGUGCAUCUCAAAAGAAUGUUUUCUGAUACAUUUGAAAUAUGAAAGUAAGGGCAGUGGGAGCUUGGGUGAAUGAUUAACUUGUAUGCUGAUUUGAAAGGUACUUUUGAAAUGCCAAGGCUACGAGAAUAAUUUUGUUUAGGAUUCUGUUCAUCUGGAAGGCUUUGCUAUGAGUCAUUAGCAAGGUCCCUUUCAUGUUCACAUCAAUUCUAUUGCCCAUGAAAAAUGCGUAAGUACAGAGAAAAGGUAGGCUUAGUCCCAAUUUCAUAUGUAUUUUUGGGAGCUGGGAUAAGUUUCCUUAUAUUGUAGUGUGGGGAAAUCGAAGAUUAAAAUAGAAUAGCUUUUUACUACUGAACAACUUACCUAAGUUGGCUUUUUACAACUUUUUUACAAUUUGACCAUGAUGAACCCCCCUUUAACCAUGUUUCAAACACAGCGUUACAAAGUCUGUAGCAGGACUGUAAGCAUGAAUUGGGUUGGACUAAAAUGUUAGAAAUUAUACAAUCUUAAUGUUACUAACUAAUAUACUUUCUAUGAGGCGGUCUAAUUUGGAAGAAAAAAAGAAGAGUUGAUUCACCUUUCCGUUUGAGCACCACUUCACAACUGUGCCUCGACUUUUUUUGCCACACAUGCACUGUUCACUACAUUUUAAAUUUGCGUCUUUGCAAGGACAGCCUGGCCUUCUUCCUGAGCGUUUUGAGCAUGUGCUCUUGCAAAAACAAAUAGGCCUCUGAAAUCAUAAAGAAAUAAAUGCCUGUUCAUACAACAAAUUUAGAACACCAGAUAAAGUAUGAAUGCUCGACAAUAUCACGAAUAUCAAGUAACAAUUAAGGCAGGUAACAAAGAUUAAACUUUCAAACCUUCAAAUCGUGCUGCUCGCUUCUUACACUUUCAAGUGAGAAGUCAUCAGUGCCUU